CGCCAUUUUGACCAGACUGCGAAUUUGUUGCUAUUUGAUUGUGCUGCAUUCGUACCAUCACAGAAAUAAUCAUGGGUAGGAAGAAAAAGAAGCAAAUGAAGCCAUGGUGUUGGUAUUGCAACAGAGAUUUCGACGACGAGAAAAUCCUCAUUCAACACCAAAAGGCGAAACAUUUCAAAUGCCAUAUAUGUCACAAGAAAUUGUAUACGGGUCCAGGUUUAGCUAUUCAUUGUAUGCAGGUUCACAAAGAAACGAUAGAUGGAGUCCCUAAUGCCAUCCCUGGCAGGACUGACAUUGAGUUGGAAAUAUAUGGUAUGGAAGGAAUUCCUGAGAAAGAUAUGGAGGAGAGACGACGUGUCUUGGAACAAAAAACGCAAGAGAGUCAGAAGAAGAAGCAGAACCAAGAUGACUCAGAUGACGAUGAUGAUGAUGAAGCCGGGCCGUCCUUCCAGCAACCAGCUGCCCAACCCCAAGCUGCAUAUGUCCCCCCUAUGACCCAAGCAGGCAUGCCUCCUGUGCCAGCUGCACCAGGGAUGCCACCAGGGGCCUAUGCGGGUAUGCCCCCAAUGAUGCCUGGUGUUCCUCCUAUGAUGCCAGGAAUGCCGCCGGGCAUGCCAGGCAUGCCACCAGGCAUGAUGCCAAUGGGUGGAAUGAUGCCACCAGGGCCAGGAAUGCCACCCAUGAUGCCAGGCAUGCCACCGGGAAUGCCCCCACAUGUGGCCCAUCGGCCCGGCAUGCCCCACAUGGGGCAGGGUCCUCCGUCCGUCCCAGGCAUGCUGAACAGACCCGCCAUGCCCACUGCCACCGCCUCCUCGGUCCAGCCGGUGGUCACCAAGCCCCUGUUCCCCAGCGCAGGACAGAUGGGAACUCGGGCUCCAAGUACAAGUACACCCUCAGCGAGUGUCGACACUCUGUCUGCAUCCUCUAAGCCUCUGUUCCCUAGCACAGCACAAGCUCAGCAAGCGGGUUCUGGAGCGGCCGGGGCCGACAUGAAGGCCCUGAGCACCCCAGCUACCUCCUCGGACCCGGCCAAGCCCACGUUCCCCGCCUACACUCAGUCCACUGCCCCGGCAGCUGGCUCGGGCGCGGGGAGUACCGUGUCCAAACCGCCCACUCCCGUGACCAGUAAGCCUGCCACACUCACCACCACCAGUGCAACCAGUAAGUUGAUGCACCCCGAUGAGGAUAUCUCGCUGGAGGAAAUCCGAGCUCAGUUGUCCAGAUACCAGAGUAAAAUGCCCCGGCCGGGGCAGGCCGCCAUGGCCAGCCCGCCUGUUGCCCCCAUGAGUGGGAUGAUUCCCCCGCAGCAGGGCUUGCCACCACAGCAGCCAGGUGUGCGGCACCCCAUGCAUGGGCAGUAUGGUGCUCCACCCCAAGGCAUGCCAGGGUAUAUGCCUGGUGGCAUGCCUCCUUACGGGCAGGGGCCGCCCAUGGUGCCCCCUUAUCAAGGAGCACCACCACGGCCGCCCAUGGGCAUGAGGCCUCCUGUCAUGUCACAGGGAGGUCGCUUCUGAAGCCCUCCACCAACCAACUGCCUGUCUGCAAUAGGUUUGGAGAUUCAUCCAUUUUCUCAUCUAGUGCUGUUUAUUUAGUUGCCAAGUUGCCAGUAACGGUAAAUGUAAAUUCUACUUGCGCUUGUGAGAGAAAAAAGAAAAAAAAAACUGGGGGAGGAGAGAAAAAAAAAAAAGCUUAACAACGCAUGGGACAUUUGCAUUUGAAAAACAACUAAGAAAAGAAAUGAAAGCAUUUUCUCUUCAUCUGCACCUGAUGGAAUCUGUUGUUGCAAAAUCAUACUGUGUGUGUGUGUGGCUUUUUUCUCCUCUUAUGUUCCAUUUAGGUUUUUAGAAGUGUAGUAAAUAUGGUUCGUAAUGUUUUGAAGGCGCUGGAGUUACAUGAACAGGCCCUCCUUAAACAAGGCAAGUCUCUGUAAAUACCUGUCCUGUGCUUAUUAUCUGCGAGGCCUUCACAGCGCGCUUAGGUGCUGUUGGACCUCCGUGUCCCCAACUGAGUUUGGUGAGGGCUUCCUCAGGUAGCUGUUGUGUCUUGUCUGCUUGUCCACCUUUUAUUUAACCUAAAAAAAAUCUCUUUAUUUGAAUUCAGCUUCAAAGUAAAUCUGAAAAAAAAGAAAAAAAAAACACGGUCACACACUAAACUGUUUCUGUGAAUUUGAUUUCUGUACUGCUGUAAGACUCUACCCCUUGUAAUAAAACAUGUUGAAAACUUAAGACUGUUUUUUCAUGGCCGUGGGGAAAGGACUCCGUCAGCAAGGUUUGUACUUUGAGUUGUUAGAAACUGCAGGCUCAGCUGAACUUACUUGAAUGGAAAUGUGUGUGUAUCCAAUGUUGUGUUAUUUCUCUCCCUCUCUUUAAGAACCACUGAAGUGUAUGUCUUGAGUGGUAUUUGGCCAUCCACAUUGUAAAUGUUGCCACCCUGCAGAUCUGGGUUUGAAAGGAUGUAGUUAUUUUUUUAAACUACUCAACAGGGUGGGGAGUGCAGUCCACAGCAUUGAAAUUGUCCUCCAGUUGCAGGGUUGGCAUUUAUGAAUAUGGAUGCUCCUAAUCACCAUGAGAUUGCUCUUGCAUGGCUCUGUUGUCAGACACUGACAUUGUUUUUUCCUAUUCUGAUUUAUUUUUUUGUUUGCUUUCAAAAAACAAAAAAUCACUGUACAUUCAGAUGGGUUGUAAAUGUUAUGCCCAUCCGAAAGCAAAACCUAAUAUCCAUCUUAAUAGGUAGGAUUAUCUGGCAUCAUUGAUUUUCUUUCUUUCUUUUUUUUUUUCUCAGUGUUGUGAAUUUAGUGUUUAUGUGGCCUUUUGGAUGCAUAACUUCACAGCGCCUACGAGUGCUUUUUUACAGUUAGAAGGUGUUGAAAGACGUGGCUGAUGUGCUAAACUCCAGAUCUCUCUUCCCCUCCCCUCUGUAGCUAUGCCAUGGAACUGGCAGAGGCAGAGUCUUGAGGGUUGCUCUGGUCAGGCCGAGGCAAGUCAGUCCUUUUUUUUCCUCCCUCAUUCUCCUGUCCACUCCAGGGGCCCUCACAGCUCUCAGGGCUGUUGGAUGCCUGCGUCCCCAAACUUGCAGCAAGUUUGGUGAAGGCCCUUGAAUCUGUUCACUGUAGGCACUGCCACUGACUAACCACUUUACUCAUGCAAGUUCCUUGUCAAUAUGCAUAGUUAUUAGUUUGGGUGGGAUUAGUUGGUAAUUGCAUAGACUAAGCAAAUGGCACCUUUUUGGCGUUGUUGGGAUUGGCAAAUGUCUUGUAGUUUAAAUGGUGGCUCAGUGACAAAAUCUGAGCACAGAUUUGACCUAGUAAUAAGAGGGGUUGUAACUAAGUGUAAGUGACCUUGCCCAGUGUAAGUGAUAUAGGUCCAGCUCAUGUGAUCAGGCAGUUUAUUCUUAACAGGUACAAACACCUCUCGGUCAUUGUAAAUCAAACUUGCAAACAUGCAGCCAUGUCAUGUAGUAGAACAGCACUACCAAGAAUUGCAGCACCAUCCCCACUACCCUUACUGCCCACUGCCCAAAAUUAGCACUGAGAAGCCACAUGUCAACCAGCUGUUCUCUGUACUGAGUGAAGUGUGAAACGAUUCAAACACAUGGUCCAUGUCAUUCAUGUGCUCUUUGUCUCCAUCAGCUGACCAACAAACAGCAUUUCAGCACUCGCUAUUAGCUGGUCAGAGUCGAGAGUGUCGCCAUUACAGGUUAGUUUGUCCUGUAAGUAUCAGACUCGGGGCUAGCAUAGUUCUGUUCUGUCAUGUUCAGGCACUAGCAGCUGUAAUUAUUGACAAAGGACUGGACACACAUUGUCCCUUUUUGAAGUUGUGGUACCACAUUGGUAUUUUUGACUCUGUAACAUGUAACUUAACACAAACCACAGUAUUAGUGCAUGCAGUGUAUGUGGAUUUCCCACUUAUGUGAUGCAAGUCUCUGGGGAAGAUGGCGUGAGUGUGAAGCGUUUGUAAGCUCCAUCUAAUCCUGUAGUGCCUUUGAUUCCUCUGAUCCAGCCGUGUCACCCCCGAGGCAGGGAUUCAGGGUCUGCUAACAGACUUUUUUGGUAAGUACAGGUGAAUCCAGCCUUUUGGUGUCAAAACGUGUUGGCAUAGGAGGUCAGAGACUUGAAUGACAGGGAAUGACAUCUCAGACAGGUAGAACUUUUACCUGAUGGUUCUCCGGCAUUUCCCUGGCAUUCAUCGAGAACUGCUCCAAUGUGUUUGUAAUGCAGUCAGUUCAAACAUGGGAAGGUGCAGAGUGCUUCAUUAAAUGCUUCUUCUUGUAGGUCCUCCUCCUCUUUACUUAAUUAUCUCAUACUUCUUGGCAUAUGUGCUUGGAAAGGGAUUUUUUUUUCAAAGUAUCUAAUGGAAUUCCCUUCACACAUAUUUCUCUUUUUUUAAUUUCCUCCCCAUGUCCUCUCCUUCAGGGCAUCCCUCUUAAAGCCCCUGUUUCUGUUUAGAGCUGUGAGCUACUACUUGGCAUCUUAUUGGAGUGCCCAUUAAUUAGAUCACUGGGGUCAGGAAUUCUGCUGUAAACGUGAUGAGCACCGUCAGACCUUGCAGACUUGUUCUUUGUUACCUAAAUGUAGAGCUCUCUUGUGGUCAUCUUUCUCUGUACGUUUUAGAACGUUUCUUGUACAUCAAUGGUCCAUCUUGUAUUUUUCGCCAAAUCCCAUUAAUUGCAACCAGCUGUAGCAGAAAAUUCCUCCUAUGGAAAUCAUGUUCUACCAACAUGAUUUCCCCAUGUGAAACACUUACAUUUAGCAUCUACUUUUGCUUCUCUGUUGAAAUAAGAAAUUACUUAUCAUUAAGAGAUGUAUAUAUUCUGUAAUAUCUAUUAUUCUGUCCUGUCUAUAACAUGUUAUGUAUUGCACAGAAAAGCACAUUUUUGCACUUAGAGGGUUAAAUGUUUCCAUUUUUAAUGGUUAUAACUGACAUUCUUCUCUUAAGUAUCACAUUGCAGAGUAUCAGUAUGGCACCAAAUGAGCAAUUCUUUUUGACUGCCAUUGCAUUUUGACUGCUGUAGUCAGUGUAGAGGUUUUGGUUGUAACAUCAUGAAUGUGCUUCAGAAAUAUAUUAGACAUACAGCACUGUGCAAGUCUAAGCCAUUUGUUUCAGAGGUUUGUUUUAGAUUUGGUUUGUUUAGGUUUUUUUGUACUGUACUCACCACUGAUGGUAGGAUUAUAUUUUGAAAAUACAGUAAAGUACAGUAGAUGUUUUGGUAAUUCCACUGACGUACGUCAUUAAAGAUGUAAAUUAAGAGUAGUAGACCACAUUGUUAAUAUUUUUUAAAACAUUUUUAAAUUUAAAAACUAAUCGGUUUCUGGAGUUCCAAACCAGUGUAACUAUUGCAAAAAAAACAAAUUAGAAUAAAUCCACUGAAGAACUUCAGCUGUAUGUUCUCUUAAAAGAACUUGCCAAGUAGGCUACCUUUUAUGAAAUUGGAAAUGCAGGUACACUGAUGCUGUUUUGUUACAGUAGUUUUUCCAAGCUAUUGUAACUAUUACACAAAAAAACUAAGGAUCAGAAUAAACCCACUGAAGAAUGUUCUCUUAAAACAACUUACCUGCCAAGUACCUGUUUAAGAAAUUGUACAUGCUUGCAAAUUGAUGCUGUUACAGUAUGAAGACUAUGAAUGGGCACACCAAAUGUUUCUUUUCUUUUGUUUUUUUUUUGUUAUUUGAUAGUAAAAAGUAUUCAUACACAAACAAUGUCAAUGUUUUGGAAGAACCUUCAUGAAUAUUUUUCAAGUGCGUAAAACUUGCACAGUGCUGUAACUUCACAAGUGAACAUGAGUUAAACAUAUUUGCCAUCAGUGAAAGUAGAUGCAGUCCUGAAAGUUAUUUUAUCAAGUCAAAGGCACACAUGUUGCAAAAGGACCUUUUUCUAAUAUAUUGAAUACAUUGUGCGCAUAGAGGUAGGUCACUGCAAAUAUCAAAUAUGUCAGUCAGUGACCAGUUAGUUACAGUUAAGCACACAUGUUAUAAAUGUUCAUUUGAAAUGUUAAGCCGUUGUACUGGAUCGCUGGCUGUUACGGUACGUUGAAAACCCAUACCAUUCUAUUUUGUCCUUCCUAAUAGGAAAGAAUUUCAAUUGUCAGCAUAAGGCAGGUCUGAAUCAUGUUAAAAUGAUCCAAUAAGGCACUUAAUCACUAAAGGAAACUAACUAAGAUUGGCUGCUCAAAUGUUUUAUACAUUAAAUAACCUGUGUUUGAGAUAUAGUUGCACUUUGCAGCUUUGGAACCUUUGCCAAAAAGGUACUGUAUCUGUCAGGUAAUUUCUCAUUGAUAGAAUUUUUAAACAUUUGCCCCAUUUGUGUGCUUUGGUCAGUGCAAGUUGUGUAUAAUGUGAUACAUUUUUACUUACUUAACGCAGUUGGUGUUUCACUGUUUGACAGUUAUUUGAUGUACUUCUGUUGCACCAGCUUUGUCAUCUCCAUGCCUAAAAAUGAUAAAUGUGUGAACAUGCUUUGAAUUGACAUGGCUGAACGAAUGAACUGCUAGUUUUAACUAAAUAAACAAACUUUCUUUGACCCCACAA
Messenger RNA from Sardina pilchardus (European sardine), 6523 nucleotides. RefSeq names its product zinc finger protein 207, a (gene znf207a). The transcript is spliced from 11 exons. Gene Ontology annotation, biological process: mitotic spindle assembly; attachment of spindle microtubules to kinetochore; mitotic spindle assembly checkpoint signaling. The coding region runs from base 72 to 1514 and encodes 480 amino acids. Gene Ontology annotation, cellular component: kinetochore; nucleus; spindle matrix. NCBI's taxonomy places the organism in Eukaryota, Metazoa, Chordata, Actinopteri, Clupeiformes, Clupeidae. The record is from RefSeq and is a predicted model, not a curated record. Gene Ontology annotation, molecular function: microtubule binding.